CGUUUAAAGGUCUCUGAUCAGUUAUGAGUCACGGUGUUGCGGGAAAGGUUGUGCCAAAUUAGCAGCCAAAAGCGAGUAGAAAAAAAGUGACAAGAUUAUUCAACUGAAGCAUGAUUUAUCACUACUUAGAAGCUUUGAAUGCAAAGCGAAUAAUCUUGGCAAGUUCUUCUGCGAGGAGAAAAGAAAUACUAGACACGCUGGGCUUGAAAUUUGAAAUACUUGUACCAAAAUUUGCCGAAAAUUUGAAUCAAGACAGCUUUGAGCAUCCGAAAGACUAUGUUGUGGCUACAGCAACCGCUAAGGCUGAUGAGGUUCGAAAGCGGCUGAGUUCUCAAGAUCAAGUUGGUGGCGCGCCUGACUUGAUCGUAGCGUGCGACACGUGCGUGACGCUGGACGGCAAGAUCUACGGCAAGCCAAUAGACGACGACCACGCGGCUCAGAUGCUCACCAUGUGGAGCGGACGCACACAAGAAGUUAUAAGUGGUGUGUGUCUGACGCAUCGCCUCAGUGCCGACCGCCAGUGGCGGAGUAAUACCUUCAGCGAGACGACCAGCGUCAAAUUUCAUACGCUGCAACAAGACGCCAUCGCGGCGUACGUGCGUAGUGGUGAGCCAAGGGGCAAGGCGGGCGCCUAUGGUAUCCAAGGACCAGGAGGUGCGAUGAUAGAGGGCAUUGUUGGUGACUACUACAACGUUGUUGGUUUCCCGCUUCACCAUUUCUGCAAAGUUCUCCUACCACUUCUUCAGAGUAGUGAAUGAAUAACCCAUUUAAAAUGGUUCCUACUUAAAAUCCUCAUGAAAGAUUAAUAGUUACAUUAAAAGUAAAAAUUGUAUCCAGAUGGAUUCCUCAUUAAAUGCAGGUUCAAAUGCUAGUAAUUGAACUUUAAAAACUGGUUAAUUUCGA
Molecule: messenger RNA, 903 nt
Organism: Hyalella azteca
Lineage: Eukaryota; Metazoa; Arthropoda; Malacostraca; Amphipoda; Hyalellidae
Product: probable bifunctional dTTP/UTP pyrophosphatase/methyltransferase protein
Exons: 5
Coding region: 111-758 (215 amino acids)
Molecular function (GO): nucleoside triphosphate diphosphatase activity
Source: RefSeq, a predicted model, not a curated record